Entelurus aequoreus (snake pipefish) is the source of this 3061-nucleotide messenger RNA. It is a transcript of the gene tub, whose product is annotated as TUB bipartite transcription factor. The coding region runs from base 338 to 1828 and encodes 496 amino acids. Gene Ontology annotation, biological process: protein localization to cilium. NCBI's taxonomy places the organism in Eukaryota, Metazoa, Chordata, Actinopteri, Syngnathiformes, Syngnathidae. The record is from RefSeq and is a predicted model, not a curated record. Gene Ontology annotation, cellular component: cilium. The transcript is spliced from 12 exons.
UCCAGCUAAGAGAGCCAGCACCGAGCAGAGGCAGUGGAUGUGAGCACAGGAGAGGCAUUGACUGCAAAGCACACACAUACACAGAAGAAGAAGAAGAAGAAAAAAACGGCUAAUUUCACGUGCACGGUGCAGAAGACCUGGAUUGAUAGGCAUUUGACGCUCUGCAGCUUGAAGACGUGGGAGAAAAAGACUGGGGGAUUCAAGGAGCUGCGUGGAGUGAUGAUCGGGCUAUGUGUGCACUGGCUGUUUGAUUGCUGUCCUCAGACCACUUAGCCACUUUGCUGUGGUGCUGUUGCAGGCCUCCAGCCUUGCAGUCACAGUGACUGACUGACACAGAAUGAGCUCCAAGCACACCUCCGAUUGGAUUCCCUACAGCACUUUAGAUGACGAGGGCACCAAUCUCCGACAGCAGAAACUUGAUCGACAGCGAGUACUUCUUGAGCAGAAGCAGAAGAAGAAGCGUCAGGAACCACUGAUGGUCCAGUCCAAUGUGGAUGGACGAUCUCGCACACGCCGUACCAAACAGAGUGAGGAGCAGGCUCCAUUGGUGGAAUCCUACCUCAGCAGUAACAGCAGCACCAUUUACCAUGUGCAAGAAGCCAAGCAGGAGGAGGUGAAGGUUAAACCCGACCCACAGCCGCCUCGCUCUGCAAAGAAGGGCAGAGCGUCCGCCAGCUCCACUCCUCAAACAGGCAGUGACAAGAAGGAGAGGAAGGGGAAACACAAAGGGAUGGACAGCCUGGCCUGCCAGUCAGAGGACGGUCAGAUCCACAUCUUAACAGUAGGUCACUCUUCAGCAGAGGAGGGCGAGGGCGAACCUGUCAUGAGCUGCACUCAGUCACAGAGCAAACAGGACCUGAGAGUGACGAUGCUCAAAAAAGGCAUAUCCAGCAGUAUGAAUUUUGACGAAGAAGAAGACGACGAGGAUGAAAUUAGUUCCACUUCUUCACAGCUCAACAACAACACAAGACCAGGCUCUGCCACCAGCAAGAAGUCAUGCAAGGAGGUUGCAUCAGCACCAACACCACCCGUCACUGAACUCGCCAUUGAUGUAGACGACCUUGAGGAGUUUUCAUUGCGACCUGCACCGCAGGGGGUCAGAGUGAAGUGCAGGAUCACAAGGGAUAAGAAAGGCAUGGACAGAGGAAUGUAUCCUACAUAUUACCUUCACCUGGAGAGAGAGGAUGGCAAGAAGGUGUUCUUGUUAGCAGGAAGGAAGCGAAAAAAGAGUAAAACAUCCAAUUACCUCAUCUCCAUUGAUCCUACUGAUCUGUCCCGAGGUGGAGAGAGCUUCAUCGGUAAAUUGAGGUCAAACCUCAUGGGGACCAAAUUUACGGUAUAUGACAGUGGUCUGAACCCUAUGAAGACCACCACCAGCCUAGAAGACAGCAAUAUGCGCCAGGAGCUGGCAGCCAUUUGCUAUGAAACUAAUGUCUUAGGAUUUAAGGGACCUCGGAAAAUGAGCGUCAUCAUCCCUGGAAUGAAUAUGGACCAUGAGAGAGUUUCGAUUCGCCCACGAAAUGACCAUGAGUCAUUGCUGGCACAGUGGCAGAUCAACAACACAGAGAGUGUCAUUGAACUCCAUAACAAAACCCCAGUGUGGAAUGAUGAUACACAAUCAUAUGUGCUCAACUUUCAUGGCAGAGUUACUCAGGCCUCUGUCAAGAAUUUCCAAAUCAUCCAUGACAACGACCCUGACUACAUCGUGAUGCAGUUUGGCCGUGUAGCGGAGGAUGUCUUCACCAUGGACUAUAACUACCCAAUGUGUGCCCUUCAAGCCUUCGCCAUAGCCCUCUCCAGCUUUGACAGCAAGUUAGCCUGUGAAUAAGACCAAGUGCUCCGUGUGUCGUCUCGUCAAGGGCUGUUCACGUACCCCCGGGGCUGGUGUGAGAUAUCCAAAACACCCUGGAAAUCCUGCGUAUUCCAAAAUGCUUUGUGGGUAUCAAGUUCUGUGUGUGUGGGGGAGCAGGGUGGAUGUUUGGUGAAACACAUGAAGCACAAAGCGUAAUCAGCUUUCAAGAUGAAAUACAUGAAAACAUUUUGCAAUGUGCUGGCACUCUAAAGAACUCCUCUUUCUUUGUGUGCUAACUAGAGAUGUUUAACAUUAUUUACUUGUUACUAAUACUAUUUCUGACUUGGCUAAAUUUUAUGUGUCACCACAAUAACCCAAUGACAAAAAAACACAUUACUUCAAGCAUGAACACGUCUUACACAGUUUUUAGUUUCAAAAUAACAUGCAUGUGAAAGGCUAUUUAUUUUUUGUUAUUUAUGUAUUUAUUACAUGUUGAUUUUUGUUCUUUGGACAGUAUUGGCUCUGCGGAGCUGCAAGCACAUGGAGGACGAAGUAUUUGAAGGAAACUAGUGGACACAAGCAGGGCAAAGGCAUGUGACACUGUGCUGUGUACUUUGCAAUAGUGUGGGUCACAUACAGUAUGUGAAUGUAACGAAGUAACGGUGCACUUUAAUUUAAAUCCACUAGUGGAUGAGACAUAGCUGUACAUGGUUUCUUGUGCCUUUUCAACACUAACGGCAGUGUUACCAUUUUGGCUGUAGAAUGAGCUGAGCCUGUUCUUGCUAUUGAGUCAUCAAACGACACAAAUGAUGAGAAACCUAAAUAUAUGAACCACAUCCACAUGAAUACUGUAAUAUUGUUUUGCUUAGGGAUUAGAACACUGCAUUACAGUCAGCUGUAACUUGUGACUGCUGGGUCUCAUUUGAAUUGCAUAUCCCAUCUAUUAGCAUCUUUAAACUAUUUUUAUACUCAUGUGACAGUUUGGUAAAUUCUUCUUUUAAAUCUCGGAUUCCGCAAUUGUUGUGGAUCCUAAAAAGAUCUUUAUCAGAUGUGCUAUUCUUGUACUUUAACUGUGCUCUAUUAACUAUUUUGGAUUUCUAUUUGAAUACUUGAUACGUUUCGCUGUGAAGUCUGCUUUUCGUAUGUGUUCAAGAUAUCUUGCUGCUUCUUUCGCUUUCUGUUUUGCUCUUGUGAUGUACAGUAAAUAGUUAUGUGAUGGUACUGUAGACAGUCUUCUUUGAUUAGGACAACGAACAUGAAUAAAAUAUU